CUCUCCAUCAUUUUUAACUAUUUUAUCAUCUUUUAACAUUUUAUCGGUCCUAAAUUUCCCCCGGGUUUCAUGUAGCUCCAGCACAUCGCCCUCCAUGUCCCUCUACUUUGAUGCGGUCGCCAUCCUGACCGCACCCUCGGCAGGAGGCUCCUUUAAAUCACGCAUCUACAGCGCCCGCAAUUUACGGGCCUCGCCUGCUCAAAUCUAUGCCUUGAUCACCGAGGCUUCCAAAUGGGACCGCGUCCUGGCGGAGGUCAUUGAAAAGGCCGAUAUCCUUAGCGUGGAGCGCAAGUUGACUCCCCUCCUCGCGCUCCUCUUGGUUUAUGACCACCUCCUCGCGAAAAAGGGCAUCGCCGCGCCCGCGGCACAUCCACUUCGCCAAGCGGUCGAGCGGCAUAAAGUUCGCCUCAAGGCGGAAUUUACCAAAGCCCGCGUGCGACGCGGUUGCGCAACGGUGGAACAGCUCAAGGCUGCCGUGCUGAGAGAGAAGCGUGAAGCGGAUGGUACUUCUCAUUUCGUCUAUCCGCGCUGGGUGCGCGUGAACAAUAUUCGCAGUUCCCUCGAGGAACAGCUGCGGACGACGUUUGCAGAGUACCAGCGUGUGGAUACCCUGGCCGCUCUCGCCCCGGAGGAGGACGAUCGUACCAAGCGGAAGCUGUUGUAUUUGGACCCCAAUAUUCCCGAUCUCGUGGCGGUUCCCUAUGGCGCCGAUUUUACCUCCUCGCCCGCAUACAAGAAUGGCGAGAUUAUCUUACAGGAUAAAGCGUCGUGUUUCCCCGCUUACCUCCUGCUAGGUGAUCGCGGCCCCAAGGAUGCCUGGCAGGGGGACUUGGUGGAUGGCUGCGCGGCCCCGGGAAACAAGACUACACACAUGGCAUCGUUACUCGCCAAGCAGCAGAAGCAGAAGAAACCUCGGAAACAGAUAUUCUCUAUGGAUGCGUCUAGAGUGCGUUCCAAGACGUUGCAGAAGAUGGUCGGGCUCGCUGGCGCAGACCCCAUGGUUACCGUCUUGCAGGGCCAGGACUUCCUAGCGCUGGAUCCGACCGAUGAACAGUUUGAGAAUGUAUCUGGUCUUCUACUUGAUCCAAGUUGUUCGGGCAGUGGUAUCGUGGGUCGCGAUGAUGUCCCGCAAUUAACACUGCCCCAGCCUAAAGUGAUCAAAUCUUCCAAGCCCAACGGCAAGAAGAGGAAACGCGGUGCCGAAGACGCGGACGAGUUGGAAGAGUCGUCAUCGAACGUGACCAUCGGAGAGCCCAGUACCGCACCAUCCGAUGAGAAUGAUAUCCCAAGCGGCACAAUCGACAAUGAUCGUCUCACCAAGUUGUCGAACCUGCAGGCGCGCAUUGUCGAGCAUGCAUUGAGUUUCCCCAAUGCUACGCACGUUACAUAUAGUACCUGCUCGAUUCAUCUGAUCGAGAACGAAGCCGUGGUGGCUCGCCUUUUGGCAUCAGACGUCGCCAAAGAGCGUGGUUGGCGACUUUUGCGACGCAACGAACAACCCGAGGGUCUGCGCCGGUGGAAACACCGCGGCGUUCGGCGUGAUCGAGACAUGGAGACCGGCGUGGAGUCGGAAGAUAGCGAAUCGGUAGCCGCACUCUCAGAGGAGGACCUCGAGGCUUGCCUGCGCUGUUGGUCCGGCGAUGCAGAAGGCUUGGGAGGUUUCUUUGUCGCCGGAUUUGUCCGUGACUCGGAAGGCACUGGUACAGAACUCGCCCAGAAAAAGUCCCAUAUCGACGAUGUUGCAGAUGACAACGCCCAAGGCGAUGUCACCGAUAAUGGCGAUGAGGAUGAAGAGUGGGAUGGCUUCUCCGAUUAAAUCAGGGUUGACUGCCAUGGCGGAUGAUGCCUUGAUCUGUAUAUUAUCAAUCCACAUAGCAUACUUGUCCAACAUCUCUCUUCAGAAUCAACAUAUGUCCCACUAGAUAUUCUCUUUAGAGGAACUUUUGUUGCUGGUUUCGCACUUGUGCAUUUGUCCACACAUCCAACUUGACCGCGAUCAAAACUGCCUCGUAUGCACCGUGAUUGUCCGGUUCCACCUGUAGUCGCCAUUGUCCCGUCCUCACUACGCAGGGCUCGUUGUAAGAUCCCUCGGACGCAUCUGAUCGGUGACGCUUGGCUGGCGGCAAAUCAUCAUCCGUCUCCAAGUCGGGCGCAAAAUUCGCUGGGCAGGUCGGGUUCGAUUCACCGUCAACCACAAUGUCCGUAGCCUGUCCCCAGCGAACCCUGACGGGAAUCGAACCGAAUUUGGAAUCUGACAGUCCCAUCUUCUUAGCCACCACCUGGAGCAAGCUGGCCAUGCGAGACUUGGUCAACCCAACAAAGUCGGCCCGGCGAGCGGCUCGAUUAACCCACGUGGAGGCGUCUGCAAUCUCCAAGAUCAAGUCGGCUGGAUUCUCGUCGACAAAGGGACGCGCGUACAGGACCGACCCGAUGCCAGUUCGAGAAGUGGUAUCAGGAGCGAACUGAACACCCGAAGGUCGUACAUCUUCCAAGCGAAUGAUAAUUUCCGAGCGUUGACGGAACGGAUUGUAACUGAUAUGGUGGGGGAUCAACUUUUGCUCGAGACCGCGAAGGUGGAAAUAGCGACAAUCCCGUAGUAGCUCUGCACGAUGGUCGGCAUUUCGAAUGUGCAGCGGGUACCCGCGUAGAAGGUGCAGCAAUUCUGCAAACACGUCUGCAGAUCGAUUGGGAACGCUUGGGGGCACGAUAGCCGGGGGUCGAAGCAGGCCGACACGGUCCAGGCCGGGGAACACUUCGGAGGGCGAGGCGAAAAACACACCAAACCCAAGGGAAAAGAAGUUCGGGGAAUCACCAGGGCCGUUGAAGAUAUCACGAGGGAUCUGAAAGUGGCGGUCGCCGAUCUGCAUGAAGAUCUCUGCCUCGAAUAAUUGGGACAUCAACCGUGGCACUGUCGUUCGGUCAGCACGGACUCGGUCGCAAAAUUGGGGUCAAUUCAGCGGGGGUGAGGAUCUGACAGGUGUAGAAUUGCGCAUCGGCGAAUAGCUUCACGAAUUGGGCGCCAUCUCGAGGUUGCACAUGAUAGCCUGUGAACUAUUAGUCCGUGGCCCGUGAAGGUUUGGGUUGUAGGCUCCCGGCGCAUGCGCGUGUAUGCCUGCGGUCGUUUCGCGGUAUCUGUACCUUGGAGAUGGCGGGCGAUGUCUUUAAAGGUCGCCGGGUCGCGAUCAAUGUAGAGGGUUCGAACAUUGGAGGCAUCGGCCAGACGCAAUUGUUCCUCGAAGAAGCGAGAGAAAUAGGAGGGCGCUGAGUGAAGAGUGACACGUUAACUUUUAGGGAUCGUCGGGGAGGAACGAGUUGGAGAUCUCCACUCACCGUCCGAGGCAAUUGAGGCUCCAGAAAGGCGAAAGAGCUCGGAGCCAAUCUGGAUCGAGAAGACUUUGUCGGAGGGUAAGGUGCAGGCUGGCAAUUUGCCGGCGCUAGGGGGAGUGGUGGUCUUGGAGUCCCCUGCCAUGGUGGUGGAGGUGGAGAUGGAGG
This is a messenger RNA of Penicillium brasilianum, 3492 nucleotides long. Lineage: Eukaryota; Fungi; Ascomycota; Eurotiomycetes; Eurotiales; Aspergillaceae. The record is from the annotation of a GenBank genome assembly.